AUGUGUGAGAAGACGGGACUUGAUAAUAAAAUGACGAAUAUCACUCCGGAGACGAGGAUCAUGAUGAUGAGGUCUGCGGACAGCAAAGACGGCUACCGGAGACAGAUCCUGGCUGCACUGGCGGUGUCCCUUGGACCUUUUGCGGCUGGUCUAAGUAAGGGAUACAUGUCUCCGGCGAUCGCUUCCAUGCAAGAGUUGGAGCAUACGAACUCCUCCUUCACAGUAAGCGAUCAGCAGGCCAGUUGGAUUGCGAGCCUUAGUUUGUUGGGUGCAUUAAUAGGGGGUAUUCUCGGUGGGAUAACAAUGAGAUUGGGAAGACGGUCGGUACUCCUGGCUGCCGCGCUACCUUACACCGUCGCUUGGCUUGCGACGGCUCUCUCCACCAGUGUCGACAUGAUAUCAGUGACGUCCUUCUGCGGCGGCAUGCUAGUCUGCUGCAUUACCAUGAUUACUCAGGUAUACAUUACAGAAAUCGCCGUGCCAGAAAUCAGAGGAUGUCUCAGCUCUGUCUCCAAGAUCUUAAGUCAAAUCGGGAUCCUCAUCUCCUAUUCUCUAGGAGCAUAUCUGAAUUGGCAACAACUCGCGCUGGUUGUUGCAGCGGCGCCGGUACUGCUCUUUCUGGCUUUACUCUUUAUUCCCGAGACUCCUUCCUCUCUCUUCCUGCGCGGUAAAGAAGAAGACGCAGCAGACUCUCUCCAGUGGCUCCGGGGACCAGACACUGAUAUUCGGCAGGAGUUAGCGACUAUAAGAACUAACAUAUUAGCCAGUAAGCAAUUUAACAAUGGCAGAGCAGGCAAAUUGAAAGUUUUACUAUCAAAGAGAUUAACCAGACCUGUGCUCAUAACUUGCGGCCUGAUGUUCUUCCAAAGGUUUACCGGUGCUCAUGUCUUUAGUUUCUACGCCGUUCCUAUGUUCAAGAAGACGUUCAGAAUGAUGAAUCCCCACGGAGGAGCGAUCGCCACCAGUGCUGUCCAGCUUUUAGCGUCAUGUCUAUCGGGAAUGCUUAUAGAUAACGUCGGUAGACUCCCCCUGUUGAUGAUCAGUGGUGUUAUGAUGUCUAUUGCAUUGGCUGGUUACGGUUCCUACGCAUAUUAUAUGGCGAUUUUCAUGAACUCCACGGAUUUAACGCAAACCGAACCCGCCGCGUAUGACUGGAUACCGCUGAUCUGUGUUUUAACGUUUACCAUCGCGUUUUCGUUAGGAAUCAGUCCAAUAUCUUCACUCCUGAUAGGGGAACUCUUUCCUCUAGAGUAUAGAAGUACUGGUAGCGCGUUAGCGACAAGUUUUAGCCAUCUAUGUGGGUUUGUUAACGUGAAAACGGCAGCUGAUAUCCAGGACCAUAUAGGCUUGUAUGGUUUAUUCUGGUUAUACGCUGGUAUAUCUGUACUUUGCUUGCUCUUCGUGGUGCUUUUCGUACCAGAGACUAAAGGGCGGGAGAUCGAUGAAAUGGACCCCAAAUAUGUCGAAUCUUUGUGCAUAAAUCGAUAG
Messenger RNA from Parnassius mnemosyne (clouded apollo), 1488 nucleotides. The record is from the annotation of a GenBank genome assembly. Lineage: Eukaryota; Metazoa; Arthropoda; Insecta; Lepidoptera; Papilionidae.